Iphiclides podalirius (scarce swallowtail) is the source of this 504-nucleotide messenger RNA. NCBI's taxonomy places the organism in Eukaryota, Metazoa, Arthropoda, Insecta, Lepidoptera, Papilionidae. The record is from the annotation of a GenBank genome assembly.
AUGUGGCAUCGACACGUCAUGUUUAUUUUGUUAACAAUCACCAACGCGGCGGACAUGGUCCGGCGUUCGGAGGAUGCCGAGGUGAUAAGGCGCCACAGGUCCGUCUGCAACACGAACUUUACCCACGACAGGGUGUUGCUGAAGCGCGUCACUAUGAUCUCCAAGUACAUAUUCAUCGGUAAAGUUUACGGAGUGAAAUCGAACGAUCGUAAUACGAUUUACGAAGUGAGCAUUCGUCGCGUCUUAAAGGGGGAUCUGAACGACGCGCGGAGUGUAAUUAGUUUUGGGACCGCUAAUUCGAUUCGAUUCGCGGAUGCGUCUGUUUUGGUUCAUGGUACGCUUGGGGGAAAGUGCCCGCUUUUGCGCGUUCGCAGUUACGCUAUUUUCCUCACCGAGAAGAAGCAUAAGGAAGGAAAUGUUCGUUUGAGUUUAGUGAUAGAACCAGUUUUGCUGACUUUAAGGAAUAUUGGGAUUGUAGAGGCCGCGAUUAAAGGUUUGUAUUUG